Coccomyxa subellipsoidea C-169 is the source of this 861-nucleotide messenger RNA. RefSeq lists its product as hypothetical. The transcript has 6 exons. Bases 1 to 861 code for a protein of 286 amino acids. NCBI's taxonomy places the organism in Eukaryota, Viridiplantae, Chlorophyta, Trebouxiophyceae, Coccomyxaceae. The record is from RefSeq and is a predicted model, not a curated record.
AUGCAGCAGCAGGCGGAUUUUCCCUGCUCCCUAUGGAAUGGCGGCAUCCUCAUUCUUCUGUGGAUCACCUACACCCAAGCAGCAUGCCUUGAGGAAACAGCCCUCAACAAAGCCUUCUGCUCGUAUGCAGACUACAUGGGCCGCACAGGAAAGUUUCUGCCGCUCCUACCCACCUGGACGUACACGGGCAUAAUCAAAUUCAUCACCAUAGCGGGGGGCACCAGCCUGGAGGCAAAGCAACUGGUGUCCGACACAGACCUGGCCUCUUUUCAGAAAAAGUUUGAGGCCCAGAGCGGGGCGAAGGUCAGCUUGAGGUAUCUCAGGAACGCCAUUGUGAUGGGGUACAUAAAAAAGGACGGCCAAAUGGCGGCAGGGUAUGUUGUAAAUGCAGUGCUGCCGCUGCGGUACUUUUCCUUUCUGCCGGAGCUUGAGCGUUGCCAGCUGCCGGGAGAGCCUGGAGAAGAGGACUUCGUCGAGAUCACAUGCAUCUGGAUUGAUAAGCAUCUCACCAGAUACUGCGAUCGCGGCGUGGUGUACCUUGACAGCGUGGAGGUGGCCAAGCGCAAAUCAGACAAGCCGUACAUCUUGGGCGGCAGCAACGUGCCACGCGUGCGCGAGCAACAGAUGCAUGCCUUCACAACGCCCCUCAGGUCGUUCGUGUCUGUCGUGCACAAACCUCCGUGCCCGUACUGGAUCUACUACGGCAGCCCUGAUGCUACCUUGAUCCGGAUGUGCAAAACCAUGCUCAGUGUUGUAUUCUGCGACAUCGCUGCAGUAUGCGGCCUGCACACCAACCAUUCGGCCUUUUCUUACAAGCGCAUGUACAAGACGCCUGCAAAGGGCACUGCAAUCAUCCAGUAG